This is a messenger RNA of Daphnia magna, 2125 nucleotides long. RefSeq lists its product as uncharacterized. The record is from RefSeq and is a predicted model, not a curated record. NCBI's taxonomy places the organism in Eukaryota, Metazoa, Arthropoda, Branchiopoda, Diplostraca, Daphniidae. The transcript is spliced from 4 exons. Bases 1007 to 1957 code for a protein of 316 amino acids.
AGUAAACUCUGAGCCCCGAAAAGGUACAGGUUUUCAAAAACAGUUUUCCUUAAAAGCAAAUUCAGUUGUGGAUGCGUCAUAGACUCGCAUUGGCUUCGUUGGUUCAGCAACUCAGCAAGUGCGUUUUUACGUUCAUCUUUUCAAUGGGAACUCUUUGUUUAUCAGAGAUUCAAUUGAAAAGUACACGAACAACAGUGGAAAUUUAGCUGGCCUGUCGAGAGAAGGAUAUUUAAUGUUCAUUUUCGCGACUCCGAGAGAAAAGUUUUGUUUUGUCCUUGAUGACAAUGGGUUUCAUGACCCUCCUCGAAUUAUUGUCUUCCACGUGUUUGGUUAGACUACUCUAUUCCCUUUUGAUUUUUCUAGAUUUUAAAAGAGGAUUACGUGCCUGCAGCUGGGAGGGGGGGAAUCACCUACUUGAUUAUGGCAAUUUUUUACGCGUCCAAUUCAAGACUCGCAACGUCCUCCAUGGCCUUUUUUUUUUUACGUUUAAACGCAGAAGACAAAUCGAGAUGUACUCUGUUCAAUGGAAGUUGGUUCAGUCAUCCGUAGCUACUGGCAAUCAAGGUACAUUUAAACAAAGGUUUUUUUAAAGGCUCAAACAACGUAGAGCCUCUAUAAAGACCAAGCCCUGACACAACAAUUAGUUCAAAAUGAAUGUACCAUCGGCACUGGUCCUCUCAGACAAGCGAUUGCUCAUUGCCUCUCAUUUCUAAGGCACGUAAAUAGUUUUCUAUUCGAAACAGCAUUUCUGGAAAUUUCAAACGUGCUCAAUGAAGGGAAAUUCAAUUUUUUAAUGUCGACAAGUACUUACAAUUGGACUCGAUGAGUUAUGGAAUUCAUUAGAUUUGUCCUCUUCAGGGGCAUCCAGCCAUCGCAAUAUUUAUCACGAAUUCAAACAAAAGCUUAAAAAUAGCUGAAAUGGUAGGGUAUAUAAGGGUAACUCUUCCUUUCAGUUUGGUACACUCGAACAAUAGAGAAGUACGUCUGAAUUCCUCCUCUCAAAAAGAUGAAGUGCUACCUGAUGAUCCUGAUGUCUGCUCUCUUCGUCAUCUCGAAGCAGCAAAGGCAUGGAGAACUGAUGUGGCUGUCUCCUUACAGUCCAUCGCAGCUCGUUCUUAAUAAUUAUCAACGUUCGCAGUUCUAUGAUCCUGUUGAAACUGACGUGCCUUACUUCCGCUUUUCCAGACCUACCAUCAUUGGUGCACAAAACGAUGAAGACGAGUCUAGCAGACAGUUUUCCGAUCAGCAUCUGUUUGCGGGCGUUCAGGAUCCAGUCGUGUAUUUACCUGAGCAGCUGGAUCAGCAAAGUGAAGACGAAAAAUCAGGACGAUUCAUACCUGUGAUGGUUCAGCAGUCUACACCUAACCGAAAUCAAAUGGCCAACAUCAUCCAGCCAAGAUUUAAGAAUUACAAAUCUUAUUUUCAGGAUUCCUCAUCAGGCGACCUAGCACAGAAACGCUUUUAUGUUAACUCCGACUCAACUUACAAUCCACUGUUGAGAACUGUCACCUUAAGAGUUACAUCAACAUGCACUUCUCUGAGUCUCGUAUCGUGUAUUCCGGCCGCCAGUCUUCCUGCCGCCCCUGUGCCAGCGUGUCGCCGUAAACGCAAUAAUGAGGUCGAUCAAUCAGCAGAUGAAGACGAGACACAGUUCCCGAUUAACCCCACAGUAGUCGAAAGUGUCACACCGACUGCGCAGCCGUUGCCAGCUGUCCCUAACGAUUCCAUCCAAACUCCUUCCAUUGAGAUGAUUUCAUCGAAGGAAGAAGACGCUAACACCGAUCAGUUUGUGGCUCAAUUGGAGAAACAGGAGAGAAAAGCGAAAUUUCUUCACUGGAAAAAUUACUUUACAUCGACGACAACAACCAGUUGGGUGGUGGUAUCGAGCACACUCACGCAGACCUUUGUUCCAGCUGUGGCAUUGGCUUGCCUACCACCGGGUUUUCUUGUUUGCUAAAAAUUGACCCCUCUCCAACGAGCAAUUAUUUAAUCCAGCAAUCCUUUUUAGUCUGCAUCGUACCCGAUAUAUUAUUACGCAAUGGCUGAAGUAUUUAACAACCUGUCAUGCUUUUCUUCUUAGACGUAGAGCGGUAAUUCAGGCCGCCAAUAAAACUGAUGAAGCAUU